Messenger RNA from Selaginella moellendorffii, 366 nucleotides. RefSeq lists its product as uncharacterized. The transcript has 2 exons. The record is from RefSeq and is a predicted model, not a curated record. Lineage: Eukaryota; Viridiplantae; Streptophyta; Lycopodiopsida; Selaginellales; Selaginellaceae. Bases 1 to 366 code for a protein of 121 amino acids.
AUGGUGGCGGGCGCACCUCUGGAUUUUCGAUUCCUCGACGAGGGGCUAGGCGGCGCCAAGAACAAGAAGCGCAAGCGCGAUGCCGAUCAGGUGGCGAUUGAUGUGGAGGACCAGCAGCAGGAGGAGAAGCGGCAGGCGAUGGCUGAGGGAGAUUCCAGGGAAGGUGUCGGGGCACAAGUGGAAGGAGGUGAAGACGUGCCGCGCGUCAGCGCUGCGGGUGAGCGUCGAGGGCAGCAGCCUGGAGGAGCGCGCCACAAGCGCAUCGCGGCGGAGUUCCGGGAGCGCAAGCAGCAGCUCAAGGAGCAAAUCCGGGCCAACAAGAAAGAGGCUGGAGGACUACAAGAAGAGGAAGGAGGAAAACGUUAA